AAGAAUUAACUUUAGAAUCAACUGUGAUCAUAAAAGGUGUUAUCAACAAACUACCAGAAGGUAAAUCAGCUCCAGGUGGAGUUGAAUUAAAAGCUGAUUAUUAUGAAAUCAUUGGUUUAGCCCCAGCUGGUGAUGAAUCAUUUACCAACAAAGUUCAAGAAAACGCUGAUCCAUCUUUAUUAUUAGAUCAACGUCAUUUAGCCUUAAGAGGUGAAACUUUAUCUGCCGUCAUGAAAGUCCGUGCUACUUUAUUAAAAUCAAUUAGAAGAUUUUUCUAUGAAGAAGGUCUUUUAGAAGUUACUCCACCAUGUAUGGUUCAAACUCAAGUUGAAGGUGGUUCUACUUUAUUCAAAAUGGAUUAUUAUGGUGAAGAAGCUUAUUUAACUCAGUCAUCUCAAUUAUACUUAGAAACUUGUUUACCUGCUUUAGGUGAUGUUUUCUGUGUUCAAGAAUCCUUCAGAGCUGAAAAAUCUCAUACUAGAAGACAUUUAUCAGAAUAUACUCAUAUUGAAAGUGAAUUGGCAUUUAUAGAAUUUGAUGAUCUUUUAUCUCAUCUUGAACGUCUUAUCACUAAAACCGUUCAAUACGUCCUUGAAGAUCCAAUUGCUGGUCCAUUAAUCAAACAAUUAAACCCAGAUUUCCAACCUCCACAAAUGCCAUUCAAAAGAAUGGAAUAUAUUCAUGCUUUAGAUUGGUUAAACGAACAUGGUAUUCCAAACGAAGAUGGUGAACCAUUCAAAUUCGGUGAUGAUAUUGCUGAAGCUGCUGAACGUAAAAUGACUGAUACCAUUGGAGUUCCAAUUUUAUUAAUACGUUUCCCAGUUGAAAUUAAAUCUUUCUAUAUGCAAAAAUGUGCUGAUGAUCCAAGAGUUACUGAAUCAGUUGAUGUUUUAAUGCCAAACGUUGGUGAAAUCACUGGUGGUUCUAUGAGAACUUGGGAUUAUGAAGAAUUAAUCGCAGGUCUUAAGAGAGAAAAAUUAGACUUAGAUUCAUACUAUUGGUUUACUGAUCAAAGAAAAUAUGGUACUUGUCCACAUGGUGGUUACGGUUUAGGUACUGAAAGAAUCUUAGCUUGGUUAUGUGACAGAUUUACCGUUAGAGACUGUUCAUUAUACCCAAGAUUCACAGGUAGAUGUAAGCCAUAAUCGAUAACAACAAGUUUACCGUUCGUAGAUAUGAUAAAACAUUUAGAUGUAUGUAUAUAAUAAUGUAAAUUGUUUAUAUUCUUUUAAACCGCUAAUAUAUACAUUUAUGAGUCAAAAAAUUAAUUA
Messenger RNA from Scheffersomyces coipomensis, 1271 nucleotides. RefSeq names its product asparagine--tRNA ligase (gene DED81). Gene Ontology annotation, biological process: asparaginyl-tRNA aminoacylation. Gene Ontology annotation, molecular function: ATP binding; asparagine-tRNA ligase activity. NCBI's taxonomy places the organism in Eukaryota, Fungi, Ascomycota, Pichiomycetes, Serinales, Debaryomycetaceae. Gene Ontology annotation, cellular component: cytoplasm. The record is from RefSeq and is a predicted model, not a curated record. The transcript has a single exon. The coding region runs from base 231 to 1145 and encodes 304 amino acids.